AUGGUCAAAGUGGUCCCGCAGUCGAUACUCACUAAGCUUAAGACCGCAAGGCACUUCCCGCGACUGUCCUGCUACCGCCUUUUUGACAACCUCCAACUCAGGACACUGGCAAUGGAGCACCCUUCAAAAAAGGUCAAGCUCUCAGAGACAGAUACAAAUGGGAAUACUCUGGUCUCCCUUCACAGAGAGAUCAGUCCACCGGCGCGAAAGCCAUCUUCACCCACUGCCGCCCCGCAACAGGAUCCAGCGGGGCCCAAUGCCACCAAGACCCCCAAGGUAUUCAAAUCUCCAGUUCAGCUCACCCACAUUCGAGAUCUACCCGAAUCCAGUAAUGUCGACACCGUCCGACUAUCUGAUAUCCUCGGAGACCCAAUGAUCCGCGAAUGCUGGCAAUUCAACUACCUCUUCGACGUGGAUUUCCUACUCUCAAACUUCGACGAAGAUGUCAGAGAUCUGGUCCAAGUGAAAGUAGUCCAUGGUUCCUGGCAGAAGGAGGCUCCUAAUCGAGUCCGCGUGGAGGAAGCAUGUUCGCGUCAUCCAAAUGUUCAGCCCAUCAUAGCAUAUAUGCCAGAACCAUUUGGGACGCAUCAUUCCAAGAUGAUGAUUCUACUGCGCCAUGAUGAUUUGGCUCAGGUCAUCAUUCAUACGGCUAACAUGAUCCCGGGAGACUGGACGAAUAUGACACAAGCAGUCUGGCGAUCUCCACUUCUUCCUCUUGAGAGCGAGACAUCUGAGACUCAUACCGAGCCGCCGAAACGUGGCUCUGGGGCACGGUUCAAACGUGACCUACUCGCAUAUCUGAAAGCAUACGGACCUGCAAAAACAGGCGCUCUCACUAAACAAUUAACUAAAUUUGACUUCCAGGCGGUUCGUGCUGCCUUGGUUGCCAGUGUUCCAUCUAGGCAACAUGCCAGCGACUCAAAUUCAGACGAAGGCACCUUAUGGGGUUGGCUUGCUCUGAAAGAUCUGAUGGGCCAUGUCCCUACCACCGAAAACAAUGAGGCAUCAAAUAUAGUAAUCCAGGUGUGUACUGGCAAAUGUCCCACUAGAUCAACUUCUAACCGAUAUCAGAUCUCAUCCGUUGCCACCCUCGGCCAAACAAACAAAUGGCUCAAAGAUGUAUUCUUCAAAGCCCUGGCUCCAAAUUCUACACCUAUCAAGGCCCCCAAAUACUCAAUCAUCUUCCCUACCCCGGACGAAAUCCGCCGCUCACUAGACGGCUACGGCUCAGGCGGAUCAAUCCACAUGAAAACCCAAAGUGCCGCCCAACAAAAACAAGUCCAAUACCUACGUCCUCACCUCUGCCAAUGGGCCGGAGACAGCCUAACUCCCGGAACCCAAAUCGAUCUAUCAGACUCCUCAGUCCGCGAAGCAGGUCGCCGCAGAGCAGCGCCCCAUAUCAAGACCUACAUCCGAUUCUCAGACACGGACAUGAAGGAAAUCGAAUGGGCAAUGGUAUCAUCUGCGAAUCUCUCUACGCAGGCCUGGGGUGCUGCUACAAAUGGUAGUGGCGAGGUCCGGAUUUGUAGUUGGGAAAUUGGGGUGGUUGUUUGGCCUGGUCUUUUUGCAGAGGAUUCGGUUAUGGUUCCUUGCUUUAAACGGGAUACGCCCGAGUCGGAUACUGAUGUUGGUUUCCGUAUGCCGUAUGAUCUUCCUUUGACGCCGUAUGGUGUUGGUGAUGAGCCGUGGUGUGCGACUGCUUCGUAUGAGGCUGUGGACUGGCGGGGACAGAGGUGGAUUUGA
Messenger RNA from Penicillium salamii, 1743 nucleotides. NCBI's taxonomy places the organism in Eukaryota, Fungi, Ascomycota, Eurotiomycetes, Eurotiales, Aspergillaceae. The record is from the annotation of a GenBank genome assembly.